AUAUAAUAAGCUGCGCAGCCUCUUCUCUGCUCCGUUGUCGAGGAGGAUAAAGACCUAAAAGGAGAUAAAAGGAGAAAUGGUGCAGCGUCUUGUAUACCGUUCGCGUCACAGCUACGCCACCAAGUCCAACCAGCACAGGAUCGUCAAAACCCCAGGUGGUAAAUUGACAUACCAGAGCACUAAGAAGCGUGCAAGUGGACCCAAAUGCCCCGUUACCGGCAAGCGUAUCCAGGGUAUCCCUCACUUGAGGCCUGCUGAGUACAAGAGGUCUCGAUUAUCCAGAAACAGGAGGACCGUGAACCGUGCUUAUGGUGGUGUUUUGUCUGCUUUGGCUGUUAGGGAGAGAAUCGUCCGUGCUUUCCUUGUGGAAGAGCAAAAGAUUGUGAAGAAGGUCUUGAAGCUCCAAAAGGCCAAGGAAAAGGUUGCUCCCAAGAGCUAGAGAUCCUUUUUUCUCCUUUUCUUAAAAAAAAAAUAUUUUAAUUGUUGUGUGACUCUGUCCUAGCAAUAGUUACUGGUUGCAGACGUUGAGAGAAACAUUAUGUGUUCGUCAAAAAUUUUACGCUUUUGUUAUUCGUUGUGCUCUUUACUCUGUCGACAUUUAUCAAAUCUUGUCUUCUCGUUUUAUAUA
This is a messenger RNA of Brassica oleracea var. oleracea, 628 nucleotides long. RefSeq names its product 60S ribosomal protein L34-2-like. NCBI's taxonomy places the organism in Eukaryota, Viridiplantae, Streptophyta, Magnoliopsida, Brassicales, Brassicaceae. Gene Ontology annotation, biological process: translation; ribosome biogenesis. The record is from RefSeq and is a predicted model, not a curated record. Bases 77 to 439 code for a protein of 120 amino acids. The transcript is spliced from 4 exons. Gene Ontology annotation, cellular component: ribosome; cytosolic large ribosomal subunit. Gene Ontology annotation, molecular function: structural constituent of ribosome.